Ilyonectria robusta is the source of this 1491-nucleotide messenger RNA. RefSeq lists its product as uncharacterized. The transcript has 5 exons. Lineage: Eukaryota; Fungi; Ascomycota; Sordariomycetes; Hypocreales; Nectriaceae. Gene Ontology annotation, molecular function: adenosine deaminase activity. The coding region runs from base 1 to 1491 and encodes 496 amino acids. Gene Ontology annotation, biological process: inosine biosynthetic process; adenosine catabolic process. The record is from RefSeq and is a predicted model, not a curated record.
AUGGCGGAGAACAAACGGCCCUACUCGGAAGAGCCAAAUCGAGACGAGAAAGCCGCCGCGCGGAAUCUUAUUCCAGCUCACAAUGCCGAUAUUGCGGCUCGAAGGCCCGGUGAUGAGAUUAAGAAUCCCUUGAGCACGGCGAACCUCACUACUGCAAGUCCCAGCACUAUGGGAGACUAUGGCGAACUGCGCAAAGAGUUUUUAUCGCGCGAGAAGGCGCUGGACUUUGAUUACAACUGCCAGCAAAGGGGCACACCAGAUGAACGGCUUGCUGAUGCCAUCAUUCAAAGGCUGAAAGCCCAGGAUGAGGCCAAUGUCUACGGGAAAGCUCAUCCUAGGACGGGUUAUGGGGGCCAACCUCACCCUAGGUUUGCCGGCGACCAUUUCCUAUCCAACAGGGAGCUUAUUGAACAAACGGCUUUAUUUCGAGUCGCUCGGCGCAUGCCCAAGGGUGGCCACUUGCACAUCCACUUCAAUGCUUGCCUGCCGCCUCAAGUGCUGUUAGACAUCGCAAAGGGCAUGGACCGCAUGUUCAUCAUGAGCAAUAUGCCCCUCAUCUCGGACAACGGCUGCGGAAACUUUGAUCGGUGUGAGUUCCAAUUUCAGCUCAGGAGCCCGGAAAAGGAGUCUCCGGGCGACUUGUUCUCCGUUGCAUACCAGCCUGGACAGACCAUGAAGUUUCGAGACUUCAUGGAGCGGUUUCCCGGGUAUUAUGACAAGGCUACUGUCGAUGACUGGUUAUUGGAUAAGCUCAUGUUUCAUGAGGAAGAGGCGCAUAAUUACCUGCAGACAGCAUCCGGGGCAUGGGCAAAGUUCAACGGGCGAACGAGAAUGAUGAAGGGCUUGUUUAACUACGAAACAGCAUACAAGGCAUACACAAGGCGAUUACUCGAGAACUUUAUGGAUGACAACAUCACUUAUGCUGAGAUCCGACCCAAAUUUAUGAUGAGCAACCAGCUAUGGAAGGACAACGGCACGGAGCGCACCAACAACGAGGGUUUCGACCUCGUAGGUGAAGAGUCCAAGGGGCGGCCCAUCAAGGACUUUGCUCCAAAGCUUCUUGCGUUCCAGGAGAAGUGUGCGGAUCAAGGCGUGGAGAUCCCAUUCCUCUUCCACUGCGGCGAGACCUUGGACAUGGGCAAAGAUACGGACGGCAACUUGGUCGAUGCGCUGCUCCUCAAGUCGAAACGAGUCGGGCGUGGGUUUGCGCUGGCGAAACACCCGUACAUCAUGCAGCACAUGAAGGACUCUGAUAAUGGGACGCUGUUUCGGUCGACUCUAUCACACGACUUCUACCAGGUCAUGGUGGGCAAGGCUGAUAUGGGCCUGUUCGGCUGGAAGCAGCUUAUCCUAUGGAGUCUGGAGCACGCCUGCCUCUUUGGCGCCGAAUACGACCGUGUUUAUUCGCAGUGGGAGCAGGAGUGGGUCAAGUUUGUCGAGUGGGUGAUUAGGGAGUAUGGCAACGACUACGAGCGAGAUUGCUUAGGCUAG